AUGCGCUUGGAUGGAGCCGCAGCGCUGCUGGCGCUUCCCGCGGUGGCAUUCGCGACAGUGAGCCUGAGCAACUUCAAAUCUAACAAGAACGAUCCAGACCCAUCGAGUCUACCUGCUGCCUGUGCGAAGGUCUAUACGGCGACCAUCAGCGGAUGCGUGGCGGAAGAUUUUCCACAAGGCGGCAAUGGUUGCAGUCCAGCCUGCGCGCAAGGCAUGCAGGACAUGGAACAGAGGGUUCAAGACGCUUGCGACAACGCAGACCUCAAAGAUUUUCCAAUCCUCACACAAUUCCUCGCUGGCAACGGACCAAAGGCUCUUUGUGGGAGCUCCGCCAAAGCACCAGACCAUGACACCGAAACCACCUCGAGCCAAGCCCCGACCACGAGAAGCCGCACCCAAAGCGCUCCGAGUACAUCCAGCACAGCGACGAGUUCCACAAGUUCGGCAAGUACGGCGAGUACGAGUGAGACCGUCACAUCGAGCAGCCCAGUCCCAACAGCCACUGAGCAAACUACCAUACUCGUUGACAGCUCGAGCCCGGCAACGCCAGCGGCGACAAGCUCUCGUGGUAAUGGGCAGACCAGCAGCAACGAUUACAGCGGGCAGGGAAGUCCGUUCGAUACAUUGCCCAGCCCGUCUAGCACAAUGCGAUCAGCAUAUAUCUCAUUAGGAACGAUGGUCCUCGCCGCAGCAAUGGCGUGCAUUGGAGUACUAGGACGAUGA
This is a messenger RNA of Cercospora beticola, 723 nucleotides long. RefSeq lists its product as uncharacterized. The record is from RefSeq and is a predicted model, not a curated record. Lineage: Eukaryota; Fungi; Ascomycota; Dothideomycetes; Mycosphaerellales; Mycosphaerellaceae.